CCCUCGGCAGCAAACGAAAACAACCAACGAGUACGCCGUCAUAUGGCGGGCAACGUGUCACCAAGAAUAUGCCGGCUGGCAGCCGCACGGCCAACUCGCCGGCCAAAAGGUUCAUGAAGCAGGUAACGGCAGCCUCGAGGCUACCGAAAUUACCCAAGGACCAAAUCAAGAUCAUCGUGCGCCCCAAAGGAGGCCUUGACGUUUCCAAAACGGAUAUCAUACUCCUCGCCCAAGCCCUGGCCAUGGCGGCGGCCUUGACGGAACAGCAGACUGCCGAGGACACCGUGUGCCCAAACAAGAUGCAGAACAUUUUGGUUAUCUCUACCCCUCACGAUCAAAACGCGAAGGCGUAUGCUAGAAUCAGCAAGAUACAUACCAAGCUCGGCGCCUUUGAGGUGUCAGCCUACAUUUCUGCCCCUGAUGACACGUGCAAAGGUGUAAUAAGAAACAUCGACCCUUCAUUUGACGAAGGAGCCCUUAGGAGGAUGAUUCUGAACCCAAGAAACCCUACGGCAUUGGAAGUCAGAAGAAUUAAGAACACACAAGUAGUUGUUAUACUGUUCGACGGCAUGCGAGUGCCCAACACGGUCAUGUGUGGAGCCGCCCUCGUUCCAUGCUUUCUGUACAAACGGCAGAUGGAUGUAUGCUACGCGUGUGGCCACGUGGGUCACCGAGCCGACGUGUGCCCCAGUAGCGAAGAGGAAAAGAAGAAGUGCCACGGCUGUGGGAAAAUGAAGUCAUCAGAGUCACAAGAGGAGGAACACCAAUGCACACCCAAAUGUGAAGCAUGCGGCGGCCCCCAUAUCACCGGGGAUAGAACAUGCAAACAACGCUACCAGAUCCCAUACAUCGUUAGGCGUCGGCGUCGAAGGCGACGACAAAUGUUGCGAAAAGCACAGAUGGCCAGCGGCGAUGACAUCAGCAUCUCCUACGCAAAGAACUCGGCGACACCUGCGGCAGCAUAUGGUGGCUCCAACCUGCAAUCCCGCUCACAAUCGAGGGGGCGCUCUCGCUCCAGGAGGCGAACCGGCUCAGGGAAAGGCGGGAAUUCCAGCGCAUCCAGGUCGAGAUCCCGGUCCCGGUCUCGCUCCCAGCCCGCGAAACGGGCCACGUGGGCCGACAAGGUCAAGGGCUCCGGCACAGCACCGUCGAUGGGAAAGAAGACUACGACGGCCAAAAGAGCAAGCGGAUAGAUCCUGAACACUCACAGUCGUGCCCCAAAUGUGGUCAUGACUCAUGCUCCUUUGACCACAUGCUCUGGCUGUGCCCAGCCCUUAACGCCUCUCCACCCAUCACGAAAGAACAAUGGCAGGACUCUCUCAAGAGCAGCAAUCUCAACAUUCAACUCCAGGCUGUCCAGAGGGCCCACGACAUUGCCGCGGGACUUGAUCUCCCGGUUCCAUCGUGGGCGGAGCCACCGACUUGAUCUUCGGGAGCCUUCGGUUUGGCUCCCCGAGGUCUCAGUCCCUCAGGACUCAAAUAAAGUUCUUGUC
This is a messenger RNA of Dermacentor albipictus, 1493 nucleotides long. RefSeq lists its product as uncharacterized. Gene Ontology annotation, molecular function: zinc ion binding; nucleic acid binding. Lineage: Eukaryota; Metazoa; Arthropoda; Arachnida; Ixodida; Ixodidae. The record is from RefSeq and is a predicted model, not a curated record.